Messenger RNA from Erpetoichthys calabaricus (reedfish), 6916 nucleotides. It is a transcript of the gene disp2, whose product is annotated as dispatched homolog 2 (Drosophila). NCBI's taxonomy places the organism in Eukaryota, Metazoa, Chordata, Cladistia, Polypteriformes, Polypteridae. The transcript has 8 exons. The coding region runs from base 341 to 5071 and encodes 1576 amino acids. The record is from RefSeq and is a predicted model, not a curated record.
UUUGUGUGUAUGAUAAAUGCAACAGUGGUGGUCCGGGGAAUCUUGGGCGGCCAGGGGGUGGUUCUUCGGUUUAUGGCCCCGCCCCUUCUCUUCCUCCCCGCUCCAUGUGUCUGCUUGUUCAGCACCACACGAUGGACAGAGACUCCAAUACGUGAAUGUGGCUGAUUAUUCAGCUAUUGUGGUCGUCGCAUCCAUACAGACGCCCUCUGCUACUCCUAAUUUUAACCGGAUGUUGAAGGAUUGCUUUUGCUAAUUAAUUGCACUAUUUUUUAGCUCUUUUACCUGUCUAUUAUGGAAACCAUAUCCCCUUUUUUCUGAAUAAAACACCCAGAUCGGAAUAAUGGACUCGAUUACUGCUGAACAGGAGACAUCGCUCAGUGAGAUUCUUAAAGAACAGCAAAGACCUGCAGAGUCAAGGACCAGGCUGCCCCAAACUGAGGGACACUACACAUCCAGCUUGUCCAGAUCAGAUUCCGCACCACAUCUAUAUCACCAGGCUUCGGAAGAUUGUGGUGGAUGUGCCAAAGCUUCCACCUGUGAGCCUCCUGUUCUAAGAAGUUGUCACCAUUGUUGGCCCAAGGCACCAACUACAGGCAACACUCGACUAGAUCGAUACCCACUCAUGGCAAGCCCGCGACUGAAUUGCCAUUCGGUCAAAGUCAGCCCUCGGCUGGACUGCCACUCACUGACAGCAAGUCCUCGACUGGACUGCCGCUCAGUAACAGCCAGCCCUCGACUGGACUGCCGCUCAGUUACAGGAAGCCCACGGCUGGAUUGCCGCUCAGUCACAGAGAGCCCACGAUUAGACUGCCACUCAGUGACAGAGAAAACUCAGCUGGACUGCCAUUCAGUCAUGGCGAGCCCUCAUAUGGACUGCCACUCAAUGACAGCGAGCACUCGACUGGACUGUCGCUCAGUGACAGCCAGCCCAUGUCCUAAAGGCCCGCCCAUUGCAGUAAGAACUGCCCACAGCUGUAACUCCUCUCCAGGACCCUCCUGUCGAGACCGAGUGCAUUGUCACUGGCUGCAGGGAUCACAAGAUUCUGGAAACCAUCAGCCAUUACAACAUCACGUGGUGACAGUCAGACAGGAGAAGCCAAACCGCAUUCCCAGAAGCUAUUCACAGCUGAUUGCUGACUGGCCAAUAGUGCUACUCUCUGCCUUCUCACUGCUACUGAUUGCCUGCUCCCUGGCUGGCUUCCUAAUUGGCCCUCUACCUGACUUCUCAGAUCCUUUGUUGGGAUUUGAACCUCGAGGCACACAAAUUGGGAAACGCCUAUGUGCAUGGAAAAAGCUGCAGGAGGAUACGGGGCCUGACAAGCCACUGUCACUGUUUCCCAAGAAGCUGACAGAGCAGGGCUCAAUCAGCAGCUACAGCCAGGCAAGCGACCCACUUGACAAGGCAGACCAACGACAGAGGAGGAUGGUGGACUGGAACUUCAUACAGGAUGCGUUCUUCUGUGACUCACCAGGGGAGAACUAUGCACAGCUGGUGUAUCGCUCUGGAAAUUCAGCCAGCCUUUGGAGCCUGCAAGCAAUCCGCAGCAUGUGCGAGAUGGAGCAGACCUGGAUCCGUUCCCAUGCUCAUUUCCAGGAUCUUUGUGUCCGUGAGGGUGAGGGUCAAGGAGGAGAGUGCUGUCCAAGUUGGUCUCUUGGAAACUACCUGGCUGUCCUGAGCAAUGCUACCUCCUGUUUAGGGCUAAGCUCCUGGCAGGUGCUGGACAGCUUGAAGCUCCUGAGGUACUGUGCCCCCUACUACCAUGAUGGGAGUCUAGGGCCAUCCUGUGGCGAGAGGGGAAAACCUGGCCGUUGCUCAAAAGUGCCAGAACAAUGCAAGCGAUCCAGUGCCGUCUACCAUAUCCUGCACUACCUGGUGGACAAAGACUUCCUUGGUCCUCAGACAAUUAAUUACCAGGUUCCGUCCCUCAAGUAUAGCCUGCUUUUCUUGCCAGUCCGAAGAGGCAAUUCAAUGCUGGAUAUUUAUUUGGACAACUUGGAGGGUCGUGACCUGACUUAUGGAAAUACAACCAUUACCGGCAUGGACCUUGGUAUCAAACAAAGGCUCUUUCACUAUUACUUGGCCCGAGACUCGGUGUAUCCUGUGCUGGCGGCGGUGACGUUGUUUUUUGUCGUAACAUUCUACAUCCGCUCUGUCUUCCUUUCAGCUAUGUCAACUGCAGCUGCUCUAGGCUCUCUCAUGGCUGCCUACUUCUUCUAUAAAAUAGCCUUUGGACUCUCCUUCUUUCCUUUCCUCAAUCUAGCAGCGACCCUCAUUCUUCUGGGCAGCUGUGCAAACCAGGCAUUUGUGUUUACUGAUUUCUGGAAUCUGCAAUUGUUCCAGAAGCCUUCAUUGACCCUGGAGAAGCGGGUGAGCCGUUCACUACAGGAGGUGGGAUAUCUUAUGACAGUGUCUGGCCUGACCUCCAGCGCUGCCUUCUACUCUGGCUACAUGAGCAGCAUCACCGCAAUUCGUUGUUUUGCCAUCUACCUAGGCACAGCUUCUUUAAUAAGCACACUCUUUGCUGUGGUUUGGCUGCCAUGUGUACUGGUGUUACGUGAGCGCUACACUGUUACCACAGCUGCUGAAGCCCCUCGUGGAAAGACCUGCUGCAUUCUGACUCGUGGAGGAUUCUGGGAGUCCAGUUCCCGGAAACGUUGCCUGUUUUCUCUUGUACGCAGGAUGAGGGAGCUCAGACGGGGCUUGGCAGACACCUCAGAUCUGCUUUUUCAAAAGAUCUUGCCUUGCGGCGUAGUUAAAUUCCGAUACAUCUGGGUUUGCUGGUUUGCAGCAAUGGCAGCCGGAGGGACUUACAUUACCUGCAUUGACCCUGGCAUGAAGCUACAGGCAUUGGAAGGCGUCAUGGCUCAGCUUUUCCGUUCUAGUCACCCUUUUGAGAGGUACGACUCAGAGUAUAGGCACCAGUUUAUGUUUCAAAGGAUAAAAAGUGGAGAGGAGAGGCCUAUGAGUGUUACACUGGUUUGGGGAGUUCUCCCAGUUGAUAAUGGUGACCACUUGAACCCCAAAAGCAAUGGCUCCUUGAUGAUGGAUUCAGAGUUCAACAUGAGCAGCUCCGAAGCACAGACUUGGCUAUUGGGUUUGUGCUCACGUCUACGGAACCAAACAUUUUACUCUCCUCCGACUUCUUCUUCUUCUGACGAGGAGGAGCAGGAGUGGCAAGGAGACAGCGUGUGUUUUAUGGAGCACCUAGUGAAGUGGAUUUCCAGCAGGCAGUGUUCACAAAGUGACAAUGAGAACAGCCUCUGCUGUAGUAAUAUGCUACCCCCAUUCCUUCCACAAGAUCUUCAACACUGUCUGGGCAUGAUGGCAGCUGAGAGGCAAGCAGGAGGCCUGCCUUUUGACAGUGGUGGGCCACGAUUUGACUCUGAGGGCAGUGUGGCAGCUUUAGUGUUAGAAUUUCGGACCACACAUUUCUAUAGCUUUAACUAUAGCCGCACUAUGAGCUUCUAUAAAGCAAUUGACACCUGGUUUGAGGAGGAGAUCUCCAGGGCUCCAGCAGGUCUACAUAAAGGAUUUUUUGUGAGUUAUUUGACACUCUUUGACUUGCAGCAAUGCCUGAGUUCUGAGACCCUGUUGGUGACAGGCUUUUCCAUUAUUCUUGUCUUUGCUGUUUUCCUCCUGACCACCUGGAACGUCCCCCUAAGCCUAUAUGGGGCUAUUGCAGUAGGGGGUACCGUUUUUGUGACCAUAGGCCUGAUGGUUCUUUUAGAAUGGCAACUGAGUGGAGUUGAAGCUCUAUUCAUUUCAGCUGCUGCAGGCCUUUCUGUAGAUUUUGCUGGCAAUUACUGUGUUUCCUACAGUCUGUCCCCACAUUCAGAUCGCCUGGGAAGAGUGGCACACUCUCUCAAGAAAAUGGGAUGCCCAGCUGCUGUGGGUGCUGGUGCUUUUUUUUGUGCUGGGGUCUUCAUGCUACCUUCCACUGCCUUAGUGUUCCGGAAGCUUGGCAUAUUCCUGCUGCUGGUUAAGUGUGUAGCCUGUGGGUUUGCCACCUUUUUUUUUCAGUCCAUUUGUUGCUUUUUUGGGCCCCAGAAGAACUGCGGCCAAAUUCUGUGGCCUUGCAAUGCUACUGACACCUACAAAGAGGAUCCUGUUCCUGGCCUGCUUUCCCCUAGCUCAGCAACUUGUGGGGGGACAUCUAACUAUUCAGUCAAUGGUGCUUUUGGCUGUGGUGGACGGUCCAGAGCAAGAAGAAGUUUUGGAAAGGGUGCAGGAGAAGCAAUGCACAUUCAUCAAGGCCAACAAAGGCAGCGGGUUAGGCCUAGUGGUGGAGGCAGGGACUUAGAACAGUAUGAGCUGCAACCUCUGGCCAGACACUUAAGUGACAGCUUUGAAAAUAGUACCUGCACCAGUAAGUUGUCCAACAGGCCUUCUGUCCUCUCAGAGGAUAUCCAGUUCCGCAGUCUGACUCCUCAGAUGAAUUCAGACAGGCGGGCUACAGAGGAUGACUAUGACAAUGAAGAUGCAGGCAAUGGGAACCUACAAACUUGCCCUCCUCCUGCUCUGCAGACUUCUUCACCCUACAAAGAGAAUGUUCUGCGGUCAGUGCUGAUUCCUGCAGCAGAAAUAACCCAAAAUAGACUGCUUUGUAGGAGAUGCAGGGGCCAAAAGCAGUGGAAUCCAUCCUUAUCGUCCUCUUCUAGUUUGGAUGAUAUUGUGCUCAGCUGUCAACUGCCAGAUGGAGAUCACCAACACUCUGUUGCUCUAGAAGGGGCAAGUGGCAUUCUUUAUGAGCGUCAUCAACAUCGUUGCCUCUUGUAUUCCCAGUCACAGAGUUCUUUUGAAGGCCUGGAAGACUCAAAUGAGACCUGUUUAAGUGAAGUAGAUACAGGACUCGCAGCUGACACCAAUGUGGAACAACACCCUGGGCACCUCAAUGGCAAGCGGGAUACAUUACGUUUGGCUUUGAAAGAGACAGUGUUUGACACAGGACUAUCUAGCACAGGGAGGGGAUGGGCAGGCCACACAAAUGCUCCUGUAAUCAUUCCCAACAGCAAACCUGACCUGCCAGAUGUAUGGGUCAAGAGAGAAAACGACAGAAGCAAUAAUAGCUGAUGAAGAUUCCGUUUUUUGAAGUGGCACAUUCUAUUAGGAGGGUAUGGGUGGUAUAUUUAAAUGCAAUGUGAUGCCAGGCUCCUUAGACACAGAGGCAUGAGAUCUGUUGCCUUGGAUGAUUAUUGCUAUUCUGUUUCUUCAGGGAUGAAACUGCUACAAACAGGCUGCUCUACAUGGCAGUGUAUUAAGUUUCCAGAGUCCCAAACAUACUGUCUGUGACAGCCCAGCUGUAUUUUCAAGAGGGUGCAAACAGACACCCUUAAAAUAAAUGAUAAUUAGCAACGGCACGAUAAAACCCUUGCCAGCAUUACCUAGAAGCCAUCGUGUCUCUGACUGGGCAGCAUCUGGUUCUCUUACAUUCAAAAACAUGCACUUCUUCAGAUAUGUAUUUCAGCAUAUGUAAGAGGUUGGACUUUUCAGCCUAAAGAAUUGAAUCCCAUCAUAAUAUACAGUAUCUUUAAAAAAAAAAAAAAAAAAAACAACAAACGCAUACUCUAAAAAAAACACUGACAAUGUGCACCUGCUAAUUACAUAGAGAAUAGGUCAUGCUUUAAUAAAGAAUAUUAAAGCCCCAUUCUGCAAUAAAGCUUCUACAAGAUGUCAGCCACAGUAACUCAGGUUGUGCAGACACUUUAGUCUCGGGUGGAAAUACCUAUAAUUGGCUAAAAGCAAACCAUACAAUUCAGAGUUGUAUUCAGUUUGGACUGCACCUUGAUAACAACCAUUAUUAAAAUGGGUAUACAUUUUUAACACUAUCUACAUUUGAAUCCUAGUUGUUUUAUGAAGACAGUCUCUCACAGACUAACUGAUGUCUAAGUUUACAGAAUUUUGUCCUUCUUUGCUUUACCACUGUCACCUUAUACGUAUUCAAUUGACCAUUGUCUCAUGCACAUUAGCAGGUGGAAGCAGUUAUUUCUUGCGCAUGGUUGUAUGUACCAUAUUGACCAGUGUAACUAAAGAUGUUCUCAGAUGCCAUAUGGAAAGAUGUUUGAAAGAAGGUGACCCUAAAAUUCUUUAUUUCUAUUGGGGGAACUGAGUUACAUAGAAGAAAACAGGAGGUUGGUGUAAGAAUAUCAUUACAGCAAUAAAAAUCAGCAUGCACAGUCUUAGUUCUGCAAGGCCAUAAUAGAUUAAGGAUUUGGUUCAUAUCUAUUUAUUAAUACUGAAUAUUCUGUUAUCUGAACUCCUUUUGUAAACAGAUGACUUGCACUAGCUCUCUAUUUUCUCUUUAACAUAUUAAUGCGGAGGUAACUUUUACUCAUCUAUGAAAUUCAGAAAGAUGCUUGCCAUGACUGUGACCUUUAGUACAAAGAAGUCUCUUGCAUUUUUAGAUUAUUUAGAACCAAAUUCUUUGUGAAGAAGUUUUAGUUCUUGUUUCGUUUAUUAACCAAGCAAUUAACUAAGAGUCGCACACAAAAUUGGGGUGUGGGCAACAGCUAAUAAGCUUAAUUUUUUGCCAAUGUGAGUAAAAUAUUUUGUUAAAAAAGAACUGAGGGGUACAAAUCCAGGGGCACAGUCUUGGUUCUGCAAGGCCAGAGUAGCUGGAGGAUAUGGUUCAUAUCAAUUUUGUUAAUUUUCCCAGAAAAGUCCAACGUAGGUUUGUAAGAAAUUUAUAGACAAGGUACAAUAAUAGUAGUUUGAAAAAGACAAAUAUCUGAUUAAAUUAAAUUUCUUUAUAAUUAAAAAAAAUUGCUUAGAUCAAACAUCUACAGUAGAUGAAGCCCCUUAAGACCAGAAAUGUUGUGUCUUGUUGUGGCAUAGCACAAAUAAGAAUAAAAGAGAGAGAGAAAACAUGAAAUCACCGGGUUAAUUGUAAUUUUAGGAGGCUAUUUGAGGAAGCAGGAA